Chroicocephalus ridibundus (black-headed gull) is the source of this 450-nucleotide messenger RNA. RefSeq names its product peptide YY-like. The record is from RefSeq and is a predicted model, not a curated record. Gene Ontology annotation, molecular function: neuropeptide hormone activity; neuropeptide Y receptor binding. The transcript has 3 exons. Gene Ontology annotation, biological process: neuropeptide signaling pathway; feeding behavior. Gene Ontology annotation, cellular component: extracellular region. NCBI's taxonomy places the organism in Eukaryota, Metazoa, Chordata, Aves, Charadriiformes, Laridae. The coding region runs from base 1 to 324 and encodes 107 amino acids.
AUGCACACAUGGCUGAGGCUGUCCCCUGUCCCCAUGCAGAUGGUGAUGUCCCCGAGGCCGUGGCGCGUGCUGGUGGCUGUGGCCCUUUGCGCCCUGCUGUGCCUGGGGACGCUGGCGGCUGCCUACCCCCCCAAACCCGAGAGCCCCGGGGACGACGCCUCCCCCGAGGAGAUGGCCAAGUACUUCUCGGCCCUGCGCCACUACAUCAACCUGGUGACACGGCAGAGGUACGGCAAACGCGCCAGCCCCGAGGCCAUAGUGUCGGAGCUGCUUCUCGGGGCCAGCAGUGACAGGUCACGGUACGACGAUGACUCCGUGUGGUGACUGGCCUCCCUCCAGCCCCCCUGUCCCCUGAAUCCUCCCCGUCCUUCCAUGUCUCCCUAAGGGACCCAGGGCUCUGCCGCAGGGUGGGCCCCAGCACUCAGGGCCAGCGCGGGCCCCCCUGCCAGG